AAUUAGUAGUUAGUGGGAAUACUAAUUAAAGGAUUUUAUUCAGGGGCCUUCAAGGGAGGAUGCUCAAGAAUGCCAGCAAGAAAAAAAUACGGUUUUUGAGGGUAGAAUUUCAAAAUCACUAAUAAGUCUUUUACAAAUAUACUGUAAAAGAGUUUUAAUUUUAAACCAUCGUUCCCAACUGCUCCAGCUUCCUCUUGAUAGCAGUAGUUCAACUGAAUUAUAAUUCUGGAAACUUAGGAGGCAUGCAAGUACAUGCAGAAUCUUACAGAACUUGAUUAGCAAUAACAAAUAAAUUUCCGACUGUACAUUCAGUGAAAUAGUUCUGUUUGGUCUCUCUUCAGUAACAGAAACAGUGAGGUUAAAAUUUCAAUUACAUGCAGAAAGAUCUCCAAAGUGAUUUAAAGCCCCAGAGUUUGCUCAGCGACAUUGGCACAUCAUGACUAAACUUGACAUUGGUGCAUUUCAGCCCUGCUAAAAAAAGGCAACGUAAUUUUAAUUUGAAUUACUUGCUUAGAGCUGCUCAGUCCCCAGGAGCAUCUGUGUUUUUCCUCAGUGGGACAUGCAUGUUCUAUCAGCUAUCUUCUACCAAGCGUCCUCUAGGAUGAACGAAAUGUUACAAGGCUCUGCAGUAUCAGGAAUGUGCAACAGCACUGGAGGUCCAUGUCUCACAUACCCAGAGUAUCAUUUGACACUGAAUUAAGUAAAAUUUUACUGCUUCUUCGAAACUUUUUUCCUCAUUACUUUUUUGUUUGCAUUAUUCUGUAAUUCUCCAUUCAGCUUUCACCUUUUUUUAUACUUUUAUUCUGGUAGUGUCUUUUUUUUCUACACUCAUACAAACUGAUGUCUGUCGUCUUGUUCAUUUACUUGCCUUCAGAAAUGCUGCUUCAAUAUUGCUGUAAUUCAUAAAUCUGUAUUGAGCUCAACAUUGAGUUCUUUGCAAGACUGGCUGCACUGGAGCCUUGUCCAAUACUUAAUAUCCAGGUGCUUGUAUCAAAGCAUUUCGUUUUGGUCUUAGACCUGAGGCAUCAUCACGCCAGACAUGCAGAAAAAACACAAAGCAACAGGUUGGCAGCUCUUGCAAGUUGUCAUUCCCAUUUUUGUUUUGUGUAUGUGUGCAUACAUAGAGAGAAACAGAUUAAAAAGACAUUAAAUUUAGAUACAAUACAGUCAUAAUCAGUAGUUUGUAUAUAAUAUUCCCAGCCCUGGGAAUAAGGAAAUUUUCAAAGCAUUUUGUAUGUAUAACAACAUUCUUGGAAUCUUAAGCACAGGUAGCAGAAGCUGCAAGAAAACUUUCUUGUAGAAUUUAUAUCUCAUGGCCUUUAUUUUACAUUUAACGUACUGGAGUAAUACAAUUGUAUGAAACAAGUUUUCAGAGCCUGUAUUAAUUCAUAUCCAUACACAAUCAUUUAUAUCAGGAUUCUAUAACAGUUGCAACAGUAUCGAAUAGUAACAGUGAUUACUCAUGUUUCCUACUUUCCCCUACAUUUCCUUGAACAACCAAAACCUACUAUCUAGGUCUUCUGGUUGCAAAGAUGCACUUUGUUCCUGCUUCAUGCUGCCUUAUUCAGACGGUAGGGUAAGAUCUGCCAGUCUUGCCACAGUGAAUCUAGGUGUGAUUUAAGUUACUGUCUUUUCUAGCUCUCCGAAAGCCGUGGGUGAGGCUGGUGAUUGCAGUUCUUAUCAAUGAUUUGGGCUUACUAGGAAUAUCUACAGGAGCCUUCUUUACUUGCAUACAAAUGGAGAACGCUUAGUUUAAACCAUGAAUGAAGAUGUGCUUAAAUGAACCUAUGCCAACUGGAUAGGCGCGCUUAGAUGAUCUAUUACAGUCCAAGCAGUACACAUUUUUUCAAUUUGAUUGUUUAUUUCUCAGAUUUUUAUUGUAAGGUAUUUGUUUGAUUACUCGGGAAUGAAGUCAGAUGCUUAAAUAAGAGAGAGUCUCUAUAAAACAAUACAAAAUGGAGACACAACUAUCAAUUGUUUUGAAAAAAACCAUUUUUUAAAACCUGUGAAUAUUAAGAGUUGGAAAAAGCUAUGGCCUUUAAAGAUAAAUAUAUUUGUGUUAAACUAUUAUAGGAUUCUAAUUGUUAAAGUAUAUGCAAUCUGUUUGUUUCAUUUGUUACAGAUGCAUUCCAUACAUCAUGAAGUGUAUCAAUCCACCUUUUUUGUAACUUGCAGAAAGUCAUACUGUAUUUAUAAUGCUUGCUGUCUGAAAGUACAUUCUGAGAUUCUAAUGUCCAAAUUAUUAUUUCACUGACUCUUCUGAACUUUCAUUACAACCACUACUUGGAGAUGAGACACUCCAAAUAUAGAGAUAGCAGGCUGUGCACUAACAAAACACAUGAGAUAAGUAGCAGCAUAUAAGUUCAGAGUCAAGUAAUUCUACUGCACAGUAAUGGGGUAAGCUUGCUCAAAACCUUAGUGUUUUGGUAAUUUCUUAUAUGAAUACUAAUCCUCUAAUAUACUGAUACCUUUAAGAUGCAAAUAAUUUUUUUUUAAUGACUACGGACAUAAGUUGAACUCAUGUAACUUGACCCAUUUGUGACUGAAAGAAUUCAACUUCUAGUCAAAUACCAAAAAAUCUCUGAAGAGUGCCUGUUUGCUAGAUGAUAAAAUCAAGAUAUUAAUUCUGUCAUGCCCUUGGUGAUGUAUUUAUUCUGUCUCACAGAUGGGGAACCAGAAGAACUAGAGGCCAAGGCAUACGCCCAUCUGACAAAGAAAGUCUGUGAUGAAGCCUGAAGUUGAAACUAGACACUGACUCCUGCUAAGUAAAAGGACAGGAAGCAGGCAACAAAAACUGCAGCCUAUGGGUAGGCAGGCAGGCACCUGUUGCCAACUCAGUCUCAUCCCUGCAAGCUUCAAAUUUCUGCAAAACUGCAGGACUGCUGCUGAGACGUGAAAGAACAGCAGUUUCUGGCAUGAUUCCUAUUGCUGAAAGGAUGAAGCAGACAAGAACACAGAAAACGGCACUUAAGAUCAUUCACAAAGUCAUUGAUGAAACCUAGCCGUACUGCAUUCAAUAAGGUCAGCAUGACUAAAGUUGGCAACGGAGACUAAAACUGCAAGAUCACUGCUUCUGGACAUCGAGACCCCUUUUUAUCAUCACUGGGCUAAAAUCACUGUAGUGCAAAUCUUGGAGGACAUAGCCUGCCUAGAAUGAUGAAAGAGCACAGAUGAUACAUAUUUGCAAAGGCUAAGAUACUUCUGCUUGAAGACGUAGCCAAAGAAAUGGGCACUUAUCUCUUUGGAAAGCAAAAAUAAGAAAUGUGCUGAAACAGACGCUAUCAAAGGAGGAUAACAUACAAGCUUUAUCAACUGUAGUGUGAUUAAGAGACCGCUUGCUCUCCCUGUCUCUGGACAACUUAACGCAAUGGAUCACUUAGGGACAGCAGAUGCUGAGGAUGAUUCUGGAUCGCUAACACGUCUUGCUCCUAGUCCUCAUAGCGAAGCAGUUGCACAUGAGUUUCAGGAACUCUCAUUGCAGCCCAGUCAGUAUUUACCCCCUCUCAAUGAACGGAAGAACGUACUUCAGCUAAGGCUACAGCAAAGGCGGACACGAGAACAGCUGGUGGACCAGGGCAUCAUGCCACCUUUGAAAAGUCCAGCUGCAUUCCAUGAGCAGAUAAAGAGCUUGGAACGAGCCAGGACUGAAAAUUUUUUGAAGCACAAGAUUCGUAGCAGACCAGAUCGGUCUGAGCUGGUCAGAAUGCACAUCCUAGAAGAGACAUUUGCAGAGCCUUCACUGCAAGCCACUCAGAUGAAACUGAAGAGAGCUCGGCUGGCAGAUGAUCUGAAUGAGAAGAUUGCUCAGAGGCCUGGCCCUAUGGAACUGGUUGAAAAAAAUAUUCUUCCUGUAGACUCCAGUGUUAAAGAAGCAAUUAUAGCAGUUGGACAAGAGAAUUAUCCUCAAGCUUUGGAUGAUUAUUCAUUUGAUGAAGACAGCAGUGAUGCUCUAUCACCAGAUCAGCCAGCGAGCCAAGAAUCCCAGGGUUCCACAGCUUCCCCUGGUGAGCCAAAAGCCAGUGACUCACCAUCACCAGUAACACCAAAUGCUGCUACUUCAGCACAGGUACUGUGUUAUCCACCUUUAACCUCUCCAGUUCCUGAAUUCCUCAAAACUCCCCCUACAAUCGAGCAGCAUGUUACACGUUCUACUGUUGCAACCACCCUGACCACAAAUACUGUAUCUGCAGCAAAGCCUGGGCCAACAUUAGUAAAGCAAAGCCACCCAAAGAACCCAAAUGAUAAACAUCGGAGCAAGAAAUGCAAAGAACCUAAGCCAAGAGUGAAAAAACUGAAGUACCAUCAAUAUAUUCCACCUGAUCAGAAAGGUGAGAAGAAUGAACCACAGAUGGACUCCAACUAUGCUCGUUUGCUACAGCAACAACAACUGUUUUUGCAGCUGCAGAUCCUGAGCCAACAGCAACAACACUACAACUACCAGACAAUUCUACCUGCACCGCUGAAGCCACUGAGUGACAAACAGAGUAACAAUGGGAAUACGCCACUGAAUACUUUGAACAACAGUACACCAACAUCAGUUGCCAGCUCACCAAGACAGAACAGUAGUACUGCUAGCAGGAAACCAGGACCACUACCUUCGAGCUUGGAUGACUUGAAGGUAGCAGAGCUUAAAAUGGAGUUGAAAUUAAGGGGAUUACCAGUGUCUGGAACAAAAACGGAUCUUAUUGAGCGACUGAAACCCUAUCAAGAUUUGAAUAACAAUGGGGUCACUACUAGUAGCUCUGUUACAGUAACCACUUCUACUGGGGCCACAUGUAACACUGGGGAAGUGACUGUGGCAUUUCCUGUUGCAACACUAAAUAAAACAGUGGUUAAUACUAUGUCUAGCUUUCCUCCAGAAAAAACAUCUACUGGACCUGGCAGCAAAGUAAUAAAUACUGAAAACAUUAGCUCCCCUUUGCCUAUAUCCCCUGCUCCCUCAGAACAAUCUAGUCUAAGCACAGAUGACACUAGCAUGGCAGAUACUUUCACAGAAAUGAUGACUAUGAUGUCACCAUCCCAGUUUUUAAGUACUUCACCGCUAAGAGUGAAUAUGAGUGAUGAUAAUCAGAAUCGUAGCAGUGGAAGUAUCUCAAACAUGGAGUUUGAUGUAGCAGAAAAGGACCGCAAGCUUCAAGAAAAAGAAAAGCAGAUUGAAGAGCUCAAAAGAAAACUGGAACAAGAGCAAAAACUUGUGGAAGUAUUGAAAAUGCAACUUGAGGUUGAAAAACGGGGACAACAGCAACAGUCUCAGACUUCUGGUAACUCAGCUGCUUUGGAUCAGAAGCAAUUCAGUGCUGCUAUCAAAGAUGAAAAAGCUCUUACCGACUGCUCUAGUACGAGUCAAUCUGUGUCUGUGGCUAAUCAUUCUUUAGGACAGUCAGUAUAUACUAGUGGCCAGAAUCCAGUUGCCAAAAAGGCAGUUAUCAUCAAGCAGGAGAUACCUGUGGCCAAAGCUGAAACUCAGAAUGCCAUUUCUCAAUUUUAUGUUAAUCCACAGAGGCAGCCACAAACUGCAGUUGUUGCCCAGCCUCAAGCUUUACUAACAACCCAAGGAGCAGCACAGCUGCUCCUUCCACUAUCUAUCCAGGGACCGAAUUCUACCACUUCAGUGCAGCUACCAGUUGGAAAUAUAAAGUUGCAGGCUCAAUCACAAGCUGGAAUACAGACCCCAUCACAAAUACCUGCUCCUAUUCCCUCAUCUGGCCUGGUCCAGACAGCACCUCAGAUGCAUACUCCACAAUCAAAACAAAAUACCAUCACGCAGCAUGCACUUGGUCAGGCUCAACCAAUCAGAAAGGUUUUUCCACCUACGACAUCAAACACAGUAUUUUCCUAUCAGACUCCACCAGUUACAAUAUCUUCACAAUCUUUUAUUAAUAAAACAUCAAACUCUAACAUUCACACCGGUAGUAACCAGGCUCCAUCUGUGCAGAAUGGACCUGCUACUCCUAGUAAGCCUGGCUCUCCAUCUCAAGCCCAGCCUUACAUUGUUCCACAGUCUCUCUUCAACAACGCAGUUUCCAAGACAAAAGAUCCCCCCCGUUAUGAAGAGGCCAUAAAACAGACCCGCAAUAUUCAAACACCUCACCGCGAGAUUUCCAGUGCGCACAGUCAGCAAAUGGAUGAUCUUUUUGAUAUUCUCAUCAAGAGUGGAGAGAUUUCCCUUCCAAUAAAGGAGGAACCAUCUCCCAUUGCUAAAAUGAGACCAGUUACAGCCAACAUCACUACAAUGCCAGUGAAUACAGUGAUAUCCCGCCCACCACCACAAAUCCAAAUGGCACCUCCUGUGUCCUUAGAACCAACAACCAGCUUGUUAACAAGUUUGGAAAACCAACUUGAAGCUCUCUUGGAUGGAACUUUACCUUCAGGUAAUGAAAUCCCUCAACUGACAAGCAAUAAUGAGGACAGAGAGUCAUUUUCUUUAAUUGAGGACCUUCAGAAUGAUCUGCUUAAUCACUCCGGCAUUUUAGAUCACUCUCAUUCACCCAUGGAAACCUCUGACCCACAGUUUACCACUAAUAAUUCUUGCCUAUCUCUUGAUCUUCCUGACACAAAUUUAGACAAUAUGGAAUGGUUAGACAUUACAAUGCCCAGCUCCUCAUCUGGACUCACUCCUCUCAGUUCUACUGCCCCCAGCGUGUUUUCCACUGACUUUCUAGAUCCACAAGACCUGCAGUUGCACUGGGAUUAAGCUAUAGCCAAUGAGAACACAACCUGCAAAUCUGUUUACAGCAUAGGUCCGUUCUUAACACGAUUCUGGUUGCAGUUGAUAAAAAUUAACAGAAAUGUUUGGAAGAACAAAUGCUUGAAGCUAAUUCCUUACUGAUAUUCAAGUUUACAACAGUGAAUUACUUUAUGCUCUCUAUGCGCCUAUCAUUAAUGCAGAUCAGGGCCCUCUGAAAGCUGUAUUUCGCAAGUCAAAGGAUGAUUGUACUUACGGAUUAAAAGUACCCCAAGGAAAAUGCAUCACGAAUGUAUAAGAAAGAAAUAGUAUUACUGACUUUGUAAUGCUUAAACAAAUGACACAACAUAGCUAAUCUAUGAUAAGGUAAGAAAAAUAACGGAGAUUUCAACACUCGGUAUUGACACAGUGAGCAGAUGUUAUUUGGGGGAAGGUGAGAUAUCACUGCACUUCAUUGUUCCUGUGGAUAGCCUGAGCCAGGUUCAAAAUAAAUUGCGAGGGCAAAGGCAAGUAGAAGCACUGGCUGGUUCAGUGAAAUUUCAUGUAUCUAGUCUCUUAAUUUGUUCAAGUUGUUUUUAUAUUUUGGUUUUGUGGUUUUUAAAACUCUUCCCCCAUUCUUUAAUGCUGAGGGAAGAAUUUAACUGCAUCCGAAGGGAUAUUAACUGUAACUGCAAGAAAUCCACUGUAGCUAGGCCAGGUAACAUUGAGAACACUGAAUUUUUCCUAUAUCAAUGCUCUGGACUUAAUAGCUAGGUUUUAAUGUGUAUAUCAGACAGUUAUUUGUAUACUCUUUCAACUUUGUAUAGCUUAUUUUUUUGUGAACAGAGGGGAACAGUGGUCUUCAAAAAAAUUAAGAGAUUUGGAAAUAAUAAAGAGCCUAUUUUAAUUUGUGCUUGAGGAUAUUAUUAGAUUAUUGAAUCUAGUAUCUCAGCAUAUUAAAACAUUUUGAGGAAGCAGAAAAAUGUAAUAAUCCUGGUGCGCAUUCUGAUCUUGCAAACAUCUGUGUAAGAAUAGUCCCAAUGACCUCAGUAAAAGAUCUUUGUAGGAUCAGGCCCAGAGUUGCAGGCGACAGUACUGACAGAACAACCAUCAUUUCUUAAUGAAUACUCUAUCUAUCUACUCAACAACUUUGUCUACCACUACUUAACACAACGGAAGCUGCUCAAUAAGAACCCUAAACAGCCCUUACUGAAAAACUAUAAAAGGUAAAUAAGGAGUAUCAACAUACGCUGUUCAGGCCUAUUUCACAUUUGGAACAGAUAAUAGCAAAAAUUAAGUUCUUACAGCACAGCAUGUGAAAAUAAUAUAUAAUAUCUUUUUCAGUGGCUAUUAUGAAGGUAGUCAGAAAAAACAAACAAAAAUGCAAAUAGGAGUAAAAUACCUUGAAAUUCUGUAACUGUGUCGCAGCUGUGUAGCUGUGAUAGUGGUUAAAUAUUGCUAGAGAAAAACGUAUGCUGAUAAUCAAACAUAAAAUAGGAAUUACUUCCCAUUAGGGAAUUUCUAAAUUAAGAUAAAAGGAAAUUUAGGUUUCCUUUUUCCUUCAUAAUGGAAAUAUGAUGUGUUUUCUAGUC
This is a messenger RNA of Struthio camelus australis, 8256 nucleotides long. Lineage: Eukaryota; Metazoa; Chordata; Aves; Struthioniformes; Struthionidae. The record is from RefSeq and is a predicted model, not a curated record.